Messenger RNA from Leptomonas pyrrhocoris, 1338 nucleotides. RefSeq lists its product as hypothetical. Lineage: Eukaryota; Euglenozoa; Kinetoplastea; Trypanosomatida; Trypanosomatidae. The record is from RefSeq and is a predicted model, not a curated record. Bases 205 to 1338 code for a protein of 377 amino acids. The transcript has a single exon.
GACUUCCCCGCUGUCCAUCACGACAAGCAGCCAGAUCGGUAACCGUGCUUUACAUCACCGCGUGUCUUUGGUUUAUCUAAAAAUCUCCCUUUUUUUUCUUUCGCUCAUCUCGGAAAACCUUUUUGUUCUAAGGGUUUAUUCAACUCUGUUCUCUUCUUAUUCUUUCUUUUCACUCCCCCCCUCUUCCACUUUCACUUCUAAAAGAUGAUCGCAGAGUGCUUUUAUCUGCUUACCUUCAUCACAACGGUGAUCACCUUGACCGCGUCCGAUAUCAACAUUUGGCCCGACGGCAUGUACUUCGUUUUGGGCUGGCAGAGCGCGGUGGUCUCGAACGUGAGGCCGCAUGCGCUGCAGUUCGGCGUAACCACCGUCAACUCAACCUCCAGCGGGCUCACUGUGACGUUCAACGACCCGGUAAAGGCGAACCUGACGACCGACCUCGUCGUGAACGGCGACUUUGAGCUGACGGACGUGUUCGUCGAAGCCAACGUGAGCGGCUCCGUCCAGGUCGCGAAAGAGGUGUCGAACACGUGCGGUGCCGGCACCUUCUCCAUGACCAACUGCAACAUCACGCUCAACGCAGUCGCGUACUUACCGUUUAUCGGCAGCUUCACGAUUGACAACCAGGACGUGUGCGACUACGCGGACAUCGUCGUGACCGGGAUGCUCACUCCCAAGCCGUACCAGGAGUACCCGGCCCCACAGCAGGGCACGACAAGCCUGGAGCAGUCCACCUACCUGAUGAAGCUGAAGCUGCUGAACCUCUUUGCCAACUCCACCGGCAUGCCCGUCUCGGCAGACUUUGUGGCCCCCAACGUCCUGCGCUUGGCGAUUGCCGCACCCAUCGGCCAAAGCCUCAGCUUCAACUCAGAGCAGGCGAGCGACGUAGGGGUUUUCGACGCCAUGAUUGUGUUUACGCAGUUCGCGAGGAAGAUGCUGGACAUCACGGUGGACCCCGACACAGACAACACCACCGUCAUUCCCUACGGCGCCAACGGUGAGAUCCGCGUGCCCGCACUUCGCAACAUCAUCCACCAAGCCAUCAUCGAGGGCACCCUCGUUUCCAUGGAGACGUACGUGCCUCGCUCGAGCGGCCUCGUGUACGAUGUGAUUGUGAACGAUUUCCGCUGCAAGUACUUCAACACCGUCUGCUCUCUUCCUGCGGAAGGCGGCGUGCAGGUGAUCAACUCGCGCCUUGUUGGCCUCGGCGACCUCAGUUCGAUUCUCGAUAACGUCGCUGGUGCCAUGGUCGACGAGCUGCUGACGAAUUUGACGAGCGCCGCCUUCAAGAUCGCCGGCAGCACCUUCGGUGACCGCAUCUACCUUCCCGUUUUGUAA